Fragaria vesca subsp. vesca is the source of this 2048-nucleotide messenger RNA. Its product is annotated as transcription factor TCP20-like. Gene Ontology annotation, molecular function: sequence-specific DNA binding; DNA-binding transcription factor activity. Gene Ontology annotation, cellular component: nucleus. The transcript has 3 exons. The record is from RefSeq and is a predicted model, not a curated record. The coding region runs from base 494 to 1495 and encodes 333 amino acids. Lineage: Eukaryota; Viridiplantae; Streptophyta; Magnoliopsida; Rosales; Rosaceae.
GAAGAAGAGAAGGGGAAGCCAAUCCACCCUGGACCAUCCUUGAGGACCAUGACUGACUCCAUAGAUUGUGGCAUUGUGGGGAAGGAAGAAGGGUUAGUGGAUUUAAUCUGGCCAAGUCAAAAUAGUUAAAGUUGUAAAUCUGUGCUAGUCAAAACUUUGCCACAGUGUUGUACAAAGAGGUAAGAAAGAAAGGACAAGAUGGACAGACACACAGAGAAAGAGAGAGAAGAUAUGAAGACAAAAGACUCAGAGGAAGGAACCAAGAAGUAAAAAGAACAAGUCUACUCCAAUUCUGAUUUCUGAGAGAAUUUUACAUUGAAUUGGGAUUUUAAUAUUUUCUAGGGGUUUUGUCUCUAUGGUUUUGCCCAAAACGGUGAAAACUCAUGAAAGUGUAGGACUUUUCAGGUCACCUUCUUCCAUCAAAGACAAAGGCCACCCCUUUUUCUUUUUAGUUGUUUUUUUCUUUCCAUAAUUUCUUCUUUUUACUCUGUUGAUGGAUCCCAAGGCCUCAAAACAGCCUCAGGAGAUACCCAGCUUCUUGAGCCUCCCACAACCUCAACAACAACAACAGCAGCACCAACAGCAUCAUCAGCAACUGCCCAACACCAUGAGUGAGAACAACAACAACAACAAUCACAACCACAACAACAACAACAACGUUGUGAAACCGGCGGAGAUCAAAGACUUCCAGAUUGUGGUUGCGGACAAAGACGAAACCAAGAAGCAGUUGGCGCCCAAACGUAGCUCAAACAAAGACAGACACACCAAAGUGGAAGGCAGAGGAAGAAGGAUAAGGAUGCCGGCUCUCUGCGCCGCCAGAAUCUUCCAAUUGACUCGGGAAUUGGGCCACAAAUCGGACGGAGAAACAAUCCAAUGGCUGCUGCAGCAGGCUGAGCCGUCCAUAAUUGCAACCACCGGCACCGGGACGAUCCCGGCGUCGGCUCUAGCGGCGGCAGGAGGGUCUGUAUCGCAGCAGGGGAGUUCAAUAUCAGCUGGCUUGUAUCAAAAGACAGAUGAUUUAGGGUCCAGUGGAGGUAGGACCAGUUGGGCUAUGGUGGGAGGGAAUUUAGGGAGGCCCCAUGUGGCUGCAGCAACUGGGCUAUGGCCCCCUGCUGGGUUUGGUUUUUCUUCACAGUCAUCUUCAUCUGGUCCAUCUACUACAAAUCUGGGAGGGACUGAGAGCAGCUCCAAUUACCUCCAAAAGAUUGGCCUUCCUGGGUUUGACUUGCCAGUCACCAACAUGGGACCUAUGAGCUUCACUUCAAUUCUGGGUGGGGGAAGUCAACAGCUGCCUGGUUUGGAACUUGGGUUGUCUCAAGAUGGCCAUCUUGGGGUUUUGAAUUCUCAGGCUUACCAGAUUUACCAGCAGAUGGGCCAUGCUAGAGUGCACCACCAUCAACAGCAGCAACAGCAACACCACCAGCAGCAGCACCAACACCAGCAACAGCAGCAAGCUCCGUCUUCUAAGGAUGAUUCUCAAGGCUCAGGACAGUAGGAACCAAACAGAGGAGAAAUUGGUGGUGAAAGUUUAGAUCUUUGUGAAAUCAAGCAGUAGUAGCAUUUGUUGGGGACUUGAGUUUGUUUUUUCGGUAAUGGUAUUUGUAUUGUAUACUUUGAGAGAAUUCAAUAGGGGCACUGGAAAUGGAUGUUUCUUUUGCUCCUUGUUCUCCAUUGCAUGACUCAAGUCUCCAUAUAAAGGUGGGAAUUGUGCACAGUCAAACAGAUGGUUUGGGUGUUGGGCUUAACUGCUGCUUUAAUUCAGAGGUGUGUUGAUUAUAGUGUAAGCCAAUUAGUUUGUUCUUCACUAGGUGUGAAUGAAGUGGUGCUCCAGUUUGUUUGUGAAAAUUUAAACCGCAAAGUUCUACAGUUAUACUUAUCCAAUUUUUUUCCCUAGAUGUAGUGAGGGUUGUUCUUAAUCAUCUAAGAUCUUCAUUAUGUUUUGCACAAACAAGCAAUUUACUAGUAUCUCAAUCAGCUAUCUAUUACUUGUACUCUACUCGCUUUCUCGUAUUACUUCCAAAGAAUGCAUCUUUAGACUAGUCUCAGUU